CCGUGAUUCCAGAAAGCGGCCGCGGCGGUUUGUCUUUGAAAAGGCCUUCGUCAGCUUGCGUGUGCUGAGAGUUGUGCGCAGCUCGAGGAGAUAGAGAGGAGAGGAGAGGAGAGAGGAGAGAGGAAAGGAAAGUAGAGGACGAAGGGAGGGAUUCCCAGGAGAACGACAGGAAGACUCAGAGAGGCAGUUUGAUGAGCUCUUGUGACUCCAUGGAGUUCCUGUACAAAUAGUGUUGGAAGGUUGCGACUCCCCCCCCCCCCCCCCCCCCCCCCCCCCCCCCUUUUCUCCUUGUUCAUAUCGGGCUCUCUGCUUCUCUGUCCUCCAUAGCCAACCUUGUCGUGCUGUCCGACUCGCUGACGGAGGUUCCGCCCCUCCCGCUCUUCCCUAGCUGCUUAAGUCCUAGUACUACACGGGUGGUUUGUCUCGUGUCAUUUGUCAUUUGUCAGCCGCGGUCUCAGCGUCCAGUCAGGUAAGGGUGACGCAGGCACUUGCAGGAUUGGGACACUGAGCUACUCUCUGGUUUGCAGGCACAUCUGUUUCGUCUGGGACAGUGAGUGGCUUUGGUGCUCAGUUUUCAAGCAUCCGUUUCGCUCGUUACUGCUGCAGUGUCGUAAAUACCGAGGGCUCGGCUUCGCAAUCGAGUCGAAGUAGGGGUAUUUUCGGGUGGGGGAGAGAGAGAGAGAGAGAGAGAGAGAGAGAGAGAGGGAGGGAGAGAGAGAGGUCCAUCAUGGCGGUUCCUCUGGGGUGCUGGCACAUGCAUAAGGAGUUGAGUACGCCGCCGUUGGUGGAGCUGUCUGCACUGGGAACCGUGGCGUCGAAGAGCCCCUUCCCGGAUAUUGCCGAUUUGUUGUCCCGGCAGGCGCUGCAGGUUUUCUUCGGAACUUGCGGAAACAUCACUGGUAUAUUAUGCCUGUUUGCACCAUUGCCCACAUUCGCACGAAUUAUCAAGAAGAAGUCUACGGAGAAGUUCUCCUCGCUACCCUAUAUCACGACUGUGUUGAGUUCUGCUAUCUGGGCACUGUACGCAAGCCCAAUGCUUGCCAACACGUUCCAGAUGUUCACGAUUACCUCUCUCAGCGUCAUUGUUCAAGCGAUUUACGUCGCCAUUUUUUUCACCUAUGCACGGGACUCAGCCCUGAAGGGGGCAUUCAUCAACCUUGCCGCAGCAGCGUUGAUAUUUAUGGGUGUUUUGGGACUGGGGCAGUUCUAUGAACCUGCUAGCGACCGUGCGGCUGCUGUUGGACUCGUGGGUGACGUCCUUGGAGUCGCAUCCUUUGCUGCCCCACUCUCUGUUUUGGGGCUUGUGAUAAGAACAAAGAGUGCCGAGUUUCUGCCGAUCACGCUCAUCUUGUAUAUGGGAGCGAAUGGCUUAAUGUGGCUGUUGUAUGCAAUCACCAUCAAGGACAUAUAUGUGUUUCUGCCGAAUAUGCUUGGCGUCUCGCUUUCCAUCGGCCAGAUCAUAUUGUACAUCAUGUACAGGAGCCCACUACCAGAAGAUGCUGAAAAGCCCUGUGGUCCUCGAGUCGAGGAAACUGCAGCAAAUAACGAGUCAGUUUGGCCCAAGCUACGUGUGAAAAUAGCGAAGCCGUAUCUUGAUGGCGUGGGAAGCAUGACGGCAUCACCCAGGUUGAUUGCACCUCUCCUGAUUAGACAGCUCUCACAUACGAUCAACAUGAUCCGUGACAGCGGCCCUUCCACGCCGACUGUGGAAAUUACGCCCUCUGAAUCCAACCACGGUGACGGCACUGGCGCUGCGGACAACAGUAAUGGUGGCACCAACAGCCCAGCCAUCGUGUACCGCGAUGGGAGUGCAUACAUUGUAAAAGCGCUAGAGAAUAGCCGAAGGCCACGGUACAGGAUGCGGGUUUCGUCAAUGAACCCACGGGCAGAUGAUGACGAAGACCUCCACCAACCGCUACUGACCGAUUUCACCCCGGACUGGCGUAACGAUUUGGCUGAGGACCCCGAAGCAGCAAACUGCCUCAAGAACGGCAACGGCACAUGCAUCAAGAAAGAGGCUGAGGCUGCUACCCACACACAAGCGGUGACAGGCACAUGAUGGAGCACAAAGUACCCACCCACCGCUCCCCAACUUGGUGGUAGGUCCAGGAAUGGUCUCUACGACUCUCCACACGCAAUCUGACUCAGCAACAGCGGCACCUAUCCCUCUGGGAGUACCUCUUUCUCUCUCCAAGCCUGCAAAGCAUUCGUCGAUAUCGGACGCCGACCUGAAUCAGAGCAAGGACGAGAGGAGGGGAAAAGUGAACCUGGCAGACGGAGGAUGUGCUCGGUCUGGUCUUGUACAUAACGACCCCUGUUUUGUGUUUGUCGCAUCGUUAUGCAGUGGCACCUCCAUCUUGCCGACCCCACGAGGUAGGGUAGUUUGACGGUGCGGCAUGUGUGCAAACUGCACAGACGGUCAGAGCGGCGAUGGCCGAGUAUUAACAUCGGAAGCUGCUGAUCUUUAGGCAUCGUCGACGCCAGUGUGUUUAUGCUUUCAGCAGCGAAGUGGGUGCUGAGCGAAGUGGGUGUUGUGUGAGUCUCGGGGCCCUUGUUGAGCUCUACUGCUUGGUUCUAGGAGCGAGUGAUGUAUGCCUGGUGUGGGUGCACGUUUUCAAUCAAGCACUGUCAGUUGACGUUGGCAAUCUCCGAGGACAGGUAUGGUCGAUUGUGCAGCAGUUCAUUCGGUGCCGAUCUUCGGAAACAUCGUGAAUACCUCUAUUCACAUUCUUGCGGGUGUUUACUCUCCCGAGGGAAGGCACAGAGGCUCUGCAGAGUUGCAGGCUGCAGUGGUGUCGUCUUCUGUCAUCUCCUUAAUGACAAUGGCGCAGUUGGUUUGGUAGGCGGAGCGAGGGAGAAGAAGGGUUUUAGAGUGCAAUUGGGCCUUAGCGGGAUGCAGGGAGGGGGAAGCGUAGUGGAGAGGAUAGGACGGUGUAGGUUAUACGUAGGUGUGUACCUUGCUUGACCUUGGGCGUCGACUGGACUGCACACAGCGCACAGUCAGGACGGUGUCUGUUACGUGUAGGUGUACUUUGAACCCGGACGUUGACUCUCGAGUGCACAUGGCUCAGAGUCAGAGAGUCAGGUGUGCAUGUAUUAACCGAGUGCACUUACGAUGUGUGAAGGCAGUCGGGAGCCUCCGCAGCUUAGCUGUUAGCAGCUGUAUAUUCACAUGAGCACUAGCGAUUAGAUAGAUAGUGCAGAGCGUAAUCACUGCAGUGUGCUUGAGCUGUGAGUGUAUGCGAUUUGGUGAAGAACAAACGGCAAGCUCUUGAUCGCUCUACUACUGUAAUGGCUGCACUGCAAGUGCCAAUGGGAAGCCGGCCAUAAUGUUAACCACUACGUAGGCAGAGAGUUUCCGUACAAGCUUCUGGAGCCCGGAGGUGAUUUAGCUACACAAGUUGCUAUCCUGAGGAUAGUAAUGAACUGUCUCAAUCGUGUUUUAGGGAGGAUGGUUAGAUUCAAUGUACAGCUGGGUGACUACGAAGUUUCGUCUCCGCUCGUAACUUACAGAGGCACAGACUUUGCAGGUCCUGCAGUACACGUGUUGGCACCCAAGGUCAUCAAAAGAAAGAAAUCUGUUCUGCAUGUCUGGCCAGCAGGAAUCAUGUGCCGUACGAAAACUUCCAUGCACUGUACCCCCUCCUCUUUCAUGUCAGUCAGAACUUCCCGCCAAAGUCAACUCUCUCUCUCUCUCUCUCUCUCUCUCUCUCUCUCUCUCUCUCUCUCUCUCUCUCUCUCUCUCUCUCUCUCUCUCUCUCUCUUGUUCUUUGCUCUUUCUGAUACGUUUGUGUGUGUGUGUGUGUGUGUGUGUGCUAGUAAUAGCCUUCUGUAGCUCUCUAUGAGCAAGACGGACGAUUUGGCGGCAAACAGUCCAGCCUGUUAAGCUCAUGGUGAGCCUCCGAAAUGUUGCGAAACUCUUGUGAAAUUGCUCGCAUAUAGACAUGGUCAUAGCUCCUCUUCUAUGAACACAGCUCAUUCUUUCUUCUCACUUCUGUGCUAUCGGGCAUGUGGGUGUGUUGAAGAGAGAAUGAGAGGAGAAGGGAGAGAGACUUUCUUGCCUGGAGACACGGUAAGAUGUCUGCCACAGGGCAUUGACUUAUUUUUCCUUUGUGUUUUAUGCUCCUCCUUUCCUGCCAAGUGUUUCUGGCUGCAGCAGUUGGCCUCCAGCAGUCGUGUACGGUUAUUAAGAUGGGAUUUCUUUGUGUGAACCUGAAACCAUGGUGGUGCUCUUUCGUGUUUUUUUGACUUUUUUUUCAUAAAGUACAACUUUAACACAG
Chara braunii is the source of this 4280-nucleotide messenger RNA. The record is from the annotation of a GenBank genome assembly. NCBI's taxonomy places the organism in Eukaryota, Viridiplantae, Streptophyta, Charophyceae, Charales, Characeae.